Messenger RNA from Bemisia tabaci, 6139 nucleotides. RefSeq lists its product as uncharacterized. Lineage: Eukaryota; Metazoa; Arthropoda; Insecta; Hemiptera; Aleyrodidae. The record is from RefSeq and is a predicted model, not a curated record.
CACGAUUAUGGCAACUUUUGAGCGCGCCGCUAGAACAGAACUUGCUUCACUGUUCAGAUAGCUCGAUUCGCAGUUUCGGAUUCUUCCGCCUAGACCAGUGCAUCCGUUUCCGCCGGAAACAACGUUUCGCCCCGGUCGAUCGGAUUUCGGUGUGAUGUUUCGGACUCUCGGUGUUCAGUGCUAAUUCUUUUCGACUCACCCCUAAGAAAACCUCGUGAAAAUGCUGUGUCUGUGUGUCAGAUAUACGGCAACGGCAGCACUAUGGUUUAUGAUAAUCGUGAUUGGUAUAAAAAGCAGUGAGGCUAAAUUAAAGACCACGGAAGAGUUACCAAAGCCAUUGAAAGUCGUCACGAACCUGCAAAAAGCUCUCUACGCCCAAGAUUUCGGCUACUCAGUCAUUCCAAUCCCGAACAAAAUCCUAAACCAAGUCAAGCCCGCCGUCACAACACCAAAAUCAGACAAUGCCCGCGUCGGACGAGGAAUGGGUCGAGGGUUCAUGGGCCGCCGUCCAGGCCGAAGCCGAAGGAAGCGACCCUACAGGCCCCGCUCCAACUUCGGGCUCCAGGGCUAUGCGUCCGCCUACAAACAGUGGAUGCCCGUCCCCAUGCGCAGACCCAUGGGCAUGAUGGGCCGCCGCCCGAUGCGCUUCAAGAACCCCAAAAUCCGCAUGCCGUACUACCACAUGAACCUAGUGGAGCCGCUAGAAGACUACAUGGAACCGGAGGUCAUGCCCGAGUACGAAGACGAGUACGAAGUCAUGAUGCACGAACCGGAGGCAGUCUACGACCCUGAGGAGAUGUACGACGACAUGCCUCGGUCUCCGAGCCGGAAUGUGUACAGUUACCAGAGGGACGAGGACUUCAUGCACAAGCAUGCAGACCUCUACGCGAACGGAUUCAACCCUGGGCACAAGAGUAGAAGUACUCGCUACAGGACGCCAUUGAGCGUCAUGUACAGCUCGAAGUACCGCUCUACGGCUCAAAGGGACAGGGAGGAGGAGGAACCACCUAGGAGGGAUCCCGACAUCGAGGCCACCAAUUUCGAGUCCGACGCCCCUUUGACUCCGAUGGCCCUGAGAGGUUCCCCCGACCUUUACAAGCGCUCCAAGAAAGAAGACCCCGAGCAUAGAUACCUCCAAGACGACUACAGGACCUACAAGGACGUCCUGAGCGACGAACCCAGUCUUCGGAUGAACGACGCGGAGGUUAUAAUGGGCCGCUCGAAGCACGAGGUGCCCAGCUGGACAGGGAGUGUCAAGUUCGUGCCGCGGCCCUUCGCAGCCGCCAUCGGGGCGCCCUCGAGGACGGUCGUGCCAAGGGAGAAACACAGCCGGUUCACGGAGAGUCAUGAGGAGAAAGGCCGCGAACUCCACGACAAGGAUUACCUCUACGACAUCCGGACGGAUGACUCACCGUUGAGUCAUCGAUUGCUCGGUAGAGAGCGUGAGCGAGACCGCGAGAGGGUGAGGGUGUACCGAUCCAGCCCCGAUCGCUUGGCCUACCGUAAGCCGACGGAAGACGCGAGGUCCGAGUUGAGGUCCUCGAACAUGGAGGAUGCGAGGGUGCAGGAGAUGCAGGGUAGGAGGUACAGGGACCCGGAGUAUAAGAAGUACGUGGAUGCUAUUUAUACGAGGGAGCUCCAGGAGUUGUACUCGCGGGGACACAAAGGGCGCGAGUAUGAGAGUGAGGAGAGGAAGACGGAGAGUGAUAGCCAGACGUACUUGGCGAACCAUAAAAAAUCCGACCAAGCGACGGCAGCGCAGGGCAUGGAGAUAGUCAUUGAUGAUGGCGUCGCCGGUUGGAAGGUGGGAGGUCGAUGAGACAUGAUCAAAAUUUUGUAAUUUAUAAUUUUUUAAAAAAAAAAAUGUCUCCAAAAGUUUUUAAAGAGAAACCCGUUAUGAUUUUCCGCUGACAAAUGUUAUGGGAUUUGACUGAAUUUUUAAACAAAAUUAUUUAUUUUUAUAUAGCUGAGUUGACCAUGCACAAAACUUCUUUAAAGAUGCCGAUUCAGCGGAAGUGGACAGACUUAUGGUCAGCCGACUGCAUUUCACGUCGUCUAAUUCCCUCUUUUGUUUUAUUUCUUUAACAGGAAACUGAGCAAUAUAUUGCCUUGAAUUUUAUCCUGAAUUUAUUUUAGAUCAUACUGAUCUUUUUCACGUUUCAAGUCAGAAUUUUUUAUAGUCUUUUGAUGGAAAAAAUUGAAGCAUGAGGAAACAGCACGUAAUAUUUGAUGUAAUUAAGCUGUUCUUGUUAAAUUCGUCCAAUUUACUCUUCGCUCAAACGCAUAAUUGGACGCAUUUAUCCAGAAUGAGCCUAAAUGCCUUUCCUGUUGCGUAAUUUUCUCUCCUAGUCUAUUUUCUCACACAAAUAUUUUACAGCGUAACAUUACCGAGAAAUUACUCGUGGAUUUACCCAUUCGUGUUAAAAAUACACCAACAAUAUGUCAAGACAUAGUGUUGAUUGAUUUUAAAAACUGAGACAUGAGAGGGAAUUAGGUUAUGGACGUUCCAUAUAGUUACACUGAUUUCGAAUACCGUCCAAUUGAGUUCUUAGAUGAUGAGUGUAAUAUUCGGAUUGUGACGUGCUUUAUGGUGUUAAAGUGUUUUCUCCAUAGCUCUGCUUUCUAGACAAAAAAAAAUUGGAACGUUCACAGCUAGAUAGGUCGGUUAUAUUGUCGGGAGAAAAUAAAAUCCUAAAGUAAGCUCAAAUUGUUUUAAGUAUCCUCGCUGUAGCUUUAAGUAGACUUAUUUUAUGAGUAUGUAUUUAAAUACAAAACACUGAGGAAAUAUUUAUGCGGAGCGAAUAAAAUGUGUGCUGUAGCUUUUGUUGGUUACGCUGAUUCAAUCCGAGUGCUCUUUAUCCGUGCACAGUUAAUACGCAACAAUUCGCGUGUUGACACAAAACGUUAUUGAUACUUUAUUCGUUGUGCAGAAAAUUUUUCCUUGGUGGAGAGCAUGAAUGUACAAAUUUUAUUUUAAGGUGAAAAACCAUCGACGAAAAUUAAGUUAAACUCAGCUAUUUCCACACAAACUUAAUAUAUUAUUGAAUCCGAGAUAACUUUUUUUUUUUAUCUUUUUUUCACUUACUUCCGUAGAUCAUAAGCUGAAACACUCCUUUUUUAAUGAAAGUUAUUUAAACAAAUUCUGCACUGAAAAUUUUUAACACUCGUAUCGAAAAUUUUUAGGAAUCAGAAUCUCGAGAUAAUUUCAGCUCAUCAUAUUCUAAUAAAAAACUUUGUUAUUGAAACAAAGUAAAAAAGUACGCCAAGAACACACUAACAUAUCUUGUAGGUAAUGAGAAUUAUAGAAUGUAUUCCUUGUAAAUUAUUGUCAUCUGGUUACGCAUUUAGGUAUAGAAUUUUAGUCAUAAUUUAUGAUUUAUAAACGUAAAAAAUAAGUAGCUGUUGGUGCUUGAUCGUUAAGGAAAUCGGUUUUAGUUAUUAGCUGUAAAAACCGCUUUCUCCGUAGAACAUUUUUUUGUAGCUAUGUUCCACUUACCUGUAUAGAAAUAAACUAUCAUGGGAAGAUUUAUAAUCAUUGGGUGUGCCAGAAUGGAAAAUAGGCACAAUGCGCUAUCUAAAAACUAUAGUUCUGCAAAGAUAUUCUUGAAAAUAAUCAUCGAUGCGUUAAGGUUUUUAUAAAGUUCAUUAUUGAAGUAGUAUUCUUCAAAUCAUCCCCAAUAAGACGGAAAUAUGUGUAAGCCGUGUUUUCAGAGCUAUUUAAUUCUGACUUUAAAAUGGAUGCAUGUUUCUAAGUAAUUAAAAAAAAAAUAUUUAUAAAUAUUAUUCCAGAUGUAUUUGUAUGUUCGAGUGAGUGCUAAAAUGAAAAUAUGGAAAAUUCCUUGCAAGCCAAUGUUCUCGAGAAGUUCAGGCCGCAAUUUUACAUCCUUGUCUGAAACUUGUUUGUGAAUGGCAACUUCAAGAAAAAAAAUCUUCCAGUGAAAACUGAUAAGCUUAUUGCGGUUAUAUUCAAAAUUCUUGGUCCAGUCCGUCGUACUUUGAUGAAAAUGAUAACAACUUGGUACAUCAUAAUGAACUUUUGGCAGUUUUGUCACAUUUCGGCCAACAGGAUUGAGACUCUAAGUUUCUCUGUUUAGUGGAGUCCGCUGGGACUAUUGCCAGUGCCUAGUGACAAUGCAUCAAACUCAAUAACUUUUUAAAACAUAAUACAUUUUUAAAAUGUGAUACAUGUUUAAAGAAGACAUUACAUUCACAUGCAUCCAUUUAAAGGUCUAUUCUUAACCAAAGAUAUUUACAUGUGCUUCACUUGCUUUCAUUAGCAUUUUUGUCUUAUCCAUACUAGAUAUGAAGGAAUUAGAGUUUUUAGAUUCGUCUUCGUAGAUUAAGUAAAAUUAGAGUAGUUUUCCAUGAAAUGGAUUUACCAGCAUCUAUUAAGUUAAUUUUUCCAACAAUUUUGUAAAAAGUAUCUGUUAGCAAAGGUCGUAGUUGAGAAGAGCUUCCUGCAUGAAGAUACUUUAACACUACCUACAACCAGACGAAUACUGUAAAAUCAAAAUAGAAAAAGUUGUGAAACACAAAUGCUUUUAAAAAAGAGAAUUUUCGAAAAAAUCAAAUGUUAUUUUGCUCUCUCGUCUUUUCAGGUGAUUGAUUUCAUUUUUGAUGAACCUAAAAUAAUUUGUCAAAGAGAAGCGUAGCAAUAUCUGGCCGUAAGCAAGUUCAACUAACGCCGCCGCGCCGCAUUGAGGAGAUGAUACCACCCGCAUUGCACAGUUCAGCAGUCCUUUAAGUUAUUUGAUCCUCCUUGGGAACAGGCACCAUUUUUACACUCAUCUUUACCGAUUCAGAUGAACUGAUCAGAUGAAAAAAAUAAGUUUCACUAACAUGUUUCUCCCGAAAUUUUACGUAUGAUAAAAUACUUAAAUUGUAAAUCCCUGACGCAUGGGAGAGCUCCAUUCCACAAUCAGGCUAUGUGUAUAGUGCCGUGUAUAUUACACAGUAGUGGCUCUGGCUUAAGUUACAUCACGCAUAGUACGUGGAGGAACGUAUGUUCGUUUAAUUUACAUUUAAAAGUCACGCAUCUUGUCUGCGACACUUUCACGUCUUCACCUACCGCGCCGCGCAUGUGAGUGACACUUGAUUUUCAUGGGAAAAUCGUUUCGAUUUGAAUUCAAUUGUCUCCGCACUAGACGCUCAGCGCAGGCAGGCGUCUCACGGAUAGUAUCCUCUGGUUAUGCAACUUGCAAUUAAUUUUAUACAUUCACUCUAAGCGGGCUUAGUUUCAGAGCAAGCCCUCGUACAAAAUGGCGCGUUGAUGAAGUUUUAAAGCAUUUAAUCGAGGGGCGCGUGGAUUGAAAAUCAGAAUUGCUACGUGUUGCUAGGCCAUUGUUGCAGAAUAUUGUGUGGAAUUUCACCACUUGUUGCACCGAACCUCCCUUUAAUAACAAGCGAGUUGGAGCAUAAAUUAAUUUCGACGUGAGUCAGUAAAGAGAAAUCAAAAUUAUGCUUGUGAGUCUCAAAUUGAUAAACGAAGUUCCUCAGCUAGUGCAGGAGUUAUUAGAUGAAAAAGUGGUGAUUUCUAGAAUGUCUACAUUUCAUAAUCAAAUACGGUAAAAUAAUCAAAGACUCUACAGUAUUCACAUUUGAUUUUUUGGGAGUACAUUGCUGUAAUAAUUUUUUGGCUGAUUUGAUUCAAUCAAACAGCACAUCGUCAUCAUUCAUACUGCAAUGGGUAACACAGACGCAUACGUAGAAAGGAAGUCAAUGUACAUCAGGAAUAUCUAACAGUUGUUUUCUUCUGGAACAAUAAGUCGUACUUCAUAGCUAGGAAGUUUAUCCCCUUUUGGCAAACACAAACGGAGUAAUCCAGCUUAAUCAACCAAGGAGCUUAAAAUCUCCAAGUGAAAAUUCCUCGUUUUCAAAUAGAUGUUAAACAUCAUUGAAGGACGAACAUCUAUAUAGCACUAUAGCGUCAUAGGUAAAAAGUAUACGUCAUAUUUUUUAAUUUUACUUAAAUUAUGUUUUGUUGAAUAAGAGCUUGACUGUUAUGCUAUGUGAAAACUUAUUAUUGUUGUUUUGUUACUUUUUCCUGAGGUAAUUUUAAUAUUUAUUCAAAACAUUUCUGUUAUAUUUGUAAUCAUUAAUUAGAAACAAACACAAAAAGAAAACCAUACAUUUUCCAAAA